GGCAGGUGAUGCAGCUCUCGGUGGAUGCUGAGCGCAGAAGGCGCGCGGGAGGGGCUGCUGUGCUGUGUCUUAACACAUUCUCGUAUUCUAACGAGCGCAAGGGGAUCAGGACGGAGCUAAACCAGAAUAUAUUUCACUUUUAAAAAACCCGUAAUGCCUCCUUUACACUGGAUUUGUGUCCUGUCAUCUUUGACAGCAUCGUUUUAAGGAAAAACUUUGCGAAUCGGACAUUUUGUGUUCCCCCCGCGAGGCACAAGAGCGCGUUUAGUUCCACAAACUGAAUACAAAACAGCUUUGAGAAAAGAAAGAGAUUGACAUAAUUUAAGGUAAGACGUUGGCAGACCAUCAUGGCAUGGCCCUGUAUCUCCAGAGCCUGCUGUAUGGCUCGGUUCUGGAACCAGCUGGACAAGGCCGACAUUGCGGUGCCGCUGGUUUUCACCAAGUACUCGGACGUGUCCGAGAUGCAGCAUCUUCACCUGCAGCAGUCCGCGCCGAAGGAAACGCAGCCGCUUCACAACGACCACGACGCGGUGACCAAAGGACCUGCAGCCCAGGAGGAGAACGUCUUAGGAUCUGUGAUGCGCCAGGACUUUAAACACUGGAAUGUUCGCCCGGAGCCCAGCUGCAAGCCCAAGAACGAGUACCACGGCCCCGAGGUUCCUUUUAACAACGAGACCCAGUAUCAGAAGGACUUCAAACCCUGGCCUAUCCCAAAGAGGGGAGAUCAUCCUUGGAUCCCCAAACCCUCUCCGACCAUCUCAGCGGGCAAUGACCGCAUCCCUGACAGACCCAAACACUCCUCAGAGAUGAUGGACAAUGGGGUGGAAAAGAGUGAGAUUGCUGACAAGGUGCAAGAGAAGGAGAUCCUGUCUAGUCAAAGGAAAAAGAGGCAAGCCAAGAAAGCGACCAACAAAGCAGGCGUGAAGUUGGACGGGCAGAGCAUGGGGGAUGCCACCACUACAGAGGGUAAAGGGAGGGCAGCUGUGGAUGCUUUCAACCGGCAGAUCAAACAAGAAGUCACCUCUGGCAGCUCCUACAGGACUGAGUACAAAGCCUACACAGACGUGAAACCUGUGAAGCUCAUCAGGGCCAAGUCUCAGUAUCAGCCUCCCGAUGAGAAGACUGAUCUGGAGACCAGCUACAGUGCCACCUACAGGGCCUACCAGGCCACUCAGCAGCCAGAUGACAACAAGGCCUUGGAGAGGAGGAGGAUACGCACACUGUACCUUGAGCCUUACAGAGAGAGCAGUAAGGUACGAGCUUGUGUAUGGAAGGUGGAGAAAACCAGUCUUCCUCACUACAAACCCAAAAAGAGCUCAUCCGCCACACCUGGCAAACCGCUGAAGAAGUCCAAGGAGAAGCAGGCGACGUCGGUGCGUGGUUCGAAGAAGAAGAGCUCCGAGAACCAGCUGGAGAGCAGAGCGGCGCAGGGCGACAAGGAGAAAAGUAAAGAGAUCAACAACAAACUGGCUGAGGCGAAAGAGUAAAAACCAUUGCACUUCUUCUCUCAUUUAAUCUCUUCCUGAAAGGGUGAAAGCAGAACGAAGGCUGCAAAAUUAUUUAAUAAGAGGUUCUCAUUCCUUUACUGUUCUGUCCAUUGCUGCCCCCUCCCUCUCUUUCUCUCUGAUGCACCUCUCGUUUUAUUCCUCACUGUAUAUUUCCAAUACCCCCACCUCUCUUUCUCUCUUUCUCUCACUCUCUCUUUUUCUCUAAGAGGUCAGUGGGCUGAUUUUACACAAUUUUCAGGGUUGGAUUUGAUGGUUUUCUCCUCUCAGUGAUAUCAAAGCGUUUGCAUUUACUAUAGCUCCACCCACUCUCCUCAUCUCAAGACGAGGUUUCCAUGGCAACCACUCUACUAGUUGGCCAUUGGAUGCUCUUAUUUUGCAUGGAGCCAUUGGCUCUGUAUGUACGUACCAUCAGAUGCACAGACUGGUGGGUUUCAUUUAUCAAGGGUUUUACAAUGAAGCCAAUUUAUAUCCAAUUAUGCUUUUGAAAACAUGUUUGUGUAAAUUAGGCGACACAUAGAAACCACAAAGGCUAAUUCCUCAAUCAAAAAUCUUUGAUAAAUGUGCAUCUUUGGUUUUAAGACUAUAUUAAUCUGCUUGCUUUGCCUGUUUUAUGUAGUCAUUUUAUUGAGCGAACACCCCAAGCUCCUAAGUGAUAUGUUAUGAUCUCAGAUCACUUUGGUGCUGUAAUGAUUUGUAUUAUUCUGUUUGUUUUCUUGAAUGUUUUUGAAUCAUUACAGGAACAGGAUAUCUCCAAAUAGAACAUCAGUAUCCCCAAAAAACAUCUGUCAAGGUCAUACAAUAAUAAGGCCUUGUUUUGGCCCAACUGGAUUACUACUGUAACAUGAUAUUGCAUUAUGGGAUGUACUGUAAAUUUGUUUUUGGAUAGAAUAGGAUUUAAAUGUUCACAGUGAUUUUAUGUGCAAACCAGUAGAAAUUAAAUGUAUUAUAAACUAAAAUAUAAGUUUAUGCAUUGUUUGGUUUUGAGAACUUCUGUUCCAUCUUGCACCAUAAAAUAUGUAAGGAUCACAACACAACAUUUAACAUUAUAUCUUCCACUCUGCCCAACUGUUUUUUUUUUCUUUCUCACAUGCACACUUCCCAUCCCCCCUAAGGGAGCCCCCGAGGUAGACAGAUGGGGGAUCCCAAAAGUAGAGGGAACUCCAAAGGUCAAUAGAUUAGGCAGCUUUAAAAUCAAAGCCCUUCUUUAUGCGAAUGCAG
Molecule: messenger RNA, 2726 nt
Organism: Sinocyclocheilus anshuiensis
Lineage: Eukaryota; Metazoa; Chordata; Actinopteri; Cypriniformes; Cyprinidae
Product: microtubule-associated protein 6 homolog
Exons: 3
Coding region: 348-1487 (379 amino acids)
Biological process (GO): regulation of microtubule cytoskeleton organization; microtubule cytoskeleton organization; cytoskeleton-dependent intracellular transport
Cellular component (GO): cis-Golgi network; Golgi-associated vesicle; microtubule
Molecular function (GO): microtubule binding; calmodulin binding
Source: RefSeq, a predicted model, not a curated record